This is a messenger RNA of Aphidius gifuensis, 493 nucleotides long. RefSeq names its product cytochrome c oxidase subunit 6b-1 (gene COX6B). The transcript is spliced from 2 exons. Gene Ontology annotation, cellular component: respiratory chain complex IV; mitochondrion. Bases 17 to 475 code for a protein of 152 amino acids. The record is from RefSeq and is a predicted model, not a curated record. Lineage: Eukaryota; Metazoa; Arthropoda; Insecta; Hymenoptera; Braconidae.
AAUGAUUUAAAAUAAAAUGAGUGAAAAAUCAAAUUCAUCAUCACAACCAAGAGAAAAAUUUAAAUUAUUUAUUCCAGGUAAAUCAAAAACUCAUCAAGAAGCUGCUGCUGAAAAGCUCAAAAAUAUAAAAAAUAUUGUCAAUGAAAAAUCAUCAAGCAGUCAAGAUGAUGAUUGUUCAGAAAAAAAUAAAAAACCUGAUGUAUCAAACAAUGAAUUUAAAUUUGAACUAACACCUCCACCAGAUCCCAGAUUUCAACAAACAAAUCAAACUAUGCGUUGCUAUGUAAUGUACACAGAUUUUUAUAGAUGUGAAAAUAUUCUUGGUGAAGGUAAUGAUGCUUGUAAAAUGUUCAAAAAAAUAUAUCAAAAAGUAUGUCCAAGUGUAUGGAUAAGUCACUGGGAUGAUUUACGUGAAAAUAAUAUCAUGCCUUGGCCAAAAUCCUAUCUAGAUCAAAUUAAAUCAUCAAAAAAAUAAUUAAAUUUAUUUUAAAAA